GUAGUGGCCAGGAGCAGGAUUUCGGGCCUCAGGAGGGGCCAGAAUUUGGAUUUGGGGCCCCGAGGCCCUAAACUCCUAGGUCCAGAUGCUAGGUGAGGGCAGGUUAACUGGCAGGGCUGGUUUUUCGGGAUCGGUCGAGGGGAGGGGCUGGGGCCACGUGACUCUCUGAGUCUACCGCCCCCCACCCCCCAUCAUCCCACUUCCCCUUUUCCUUCCUGUACUGGGAUUGGAGCUGCUACCUUCGGGGGUCCCUUAGGGCUGAGAUAGUGGAGGCGCUACCCGAAGGACCAGGGUGAAAGGGGGCCUGAGAAGGACUAAUUCUCUGGGCUGGUCUAGUCCUUGGCCGGGAGGGGCGGGGCAUGCGGCAGUGCCUGGACUGAAGUUUCAGCUACUCCUAGUCGCUGCCUCUGGCUUGCUGCCUCUCGCUUCCCUCUCCUGCCCUUUGUACCCUGCUCCUCUGUCGUGUGUGGGUUCAGCUCUGGGGAGAAGGGGCUUUGGGGGUCUCCAGGAUCAGAAUUCCUGUACUCCAUCCACGCCUCCACUGCAGCCCCUUCGACUCCACCGGGGCCCUGAGGCGGCUGGGGUGGGGCUGUUUGGGCCCCAGUGGGGGAGACCUGGGGUCACCAGCUCCCCUAACCCUUCCUCGCACUCGCUGGUACUAUGCCCUGCCACCACAGGCCCCUGUGUCUGUCUGGGAUGAGGAGGAGGAUGGUGCCGUGUUUACUGUCACAAGCCGCCAAUAUCGACCUCUUGAUCCCUUGGUCCCUAUGCCUCCCCCACGUUCCUCCCGACGGCUCCGAGCUGGCACUCUGGAGGCCCUGGUCAGACACCUACUGGAUACCCGGACAUCAGGGACUGAUGUGACCUUCAUGUCAGCCUUCCUGGCCACCCACAGGGCCUUCACCUCCACGCCUGCCUUGCUAGGGCUUAUGGCUGACAGGCUGGAAGCCCUUGAAUCUCAUCCUCGCGAUGAACUAGAGAGGACAACAGAGGUAGCCAUCUCUGUACUGUCAACCUGGCUGGCCUCUCAUCCUGAGGAUUUUGGCUCUGAGGCCAAGGGUCAGCUUGACCGGCUUGAGAGCUUCUUACUUCAGACAGGGUAUGCAGCAGGGAAGGGUGUUGGGGGGGGCAGCGCUGACCUCAUCCGCAACCUCCGGUCUCGGGUGGACCCCCAGGCCCCCGACCUUCCUAAGCCCCUGGCCCUCCCCGGCGAUCCCCCUGCUGACCCCACGGAUGUCCUGGUGUUCCUCGCUGACCACUUGGCCGAACAGCUGACCCUGCUAGAUGCGGAGCUGUUUCUCAAUUUGAUCCCCUCUCAGUGCCUGGGAGGCCUGUGGGGUCACAGAGACCGGCCAGGACAUUCUCACCUCUGCCCAUCUGUCCGAGCUACUGUCACACAGUUCAACAAGGUGGCAGGGGCAGUGGUUAGUUCUGUCCUGGGGGCUACUUCCACUGGAGAGGGACCUGGGGAGGUGACCAUACGGCCACUCCGUCCCCCCCAGAGGGCCCGGCUCCUGGAGAAGUGGAUCCGCGUGGCAGAGGAGUGCCGGCUGCUCCGAAACUUCUCUUCGGUUUAUGCCGUGGUGUCAGCCCUGCAGUCCAGCCCCAUCCACAGGCUUCGGGCAGCCUGGGGGGAAGCAACCAGGGACAGCCUCAGAGUCUUUUCCAGCCUCUGCCAGAUUUUCUCUGAGGAGGAUAAUUAUUCCCAGAGUCGGGAGCUGCUCGUGCAGGAGGUGAAGCUGCAGUCUCCUCUGGAGCCACACUCCAAGAAGGCCCCGAGGUCUGGCUCCCGGGGUGGGGGUGUGGUCCCAUACCUUGGCACCUUCCUGAAGGACCUUGUGAUGCUGGAUGCAGCCUCCAAGGAUGAGUUGGAGAAUGGAUAUAUCAAUUUUGACAAGCGGAGGAAGGUGAGCGGAGUGCCUGGGCUGGAUGCUGGACUUUCCUAUCCAUGUUCCAGGAAGGGGAGGGGGGAAAGUCAGGGGUCUCUGAGUUUUGGCUCCUGCAGUUUGAGGGCUCCUUCCCAGGAGUUUGCAGUCCUUUCUGAGUUGCGACGGCUCCAGAAUGAAUGUCGUGGCUAUAACCUCCAACCUGACCAUGAUAUCCAGAGGUGGCUACAGGGGCUCCGGCCACUGACAGAGGCUCAGAGCCAUCGUGUAUCCUGUGAGGUGGAGCCACCUGGUUCCAGUGACCCUCCUGCCCCACGGGUGCUUCGGCCAACAUUGGUCAUCUCGCAGUGGACAGAGGUUCUGGGCUCUGUUGGGGUCCCUACCCCGCUUGUGUCCUGUGACCGGCCCAGUAUAGGGGGAGAUGAGGCGCCUACAACUCCUGCCCCUCUGCUGACUCGGCUGGCCCAGCACAUGAAGUGGCCAUCUGUCUCGUCACUAGACUCUGCCCUGGAAAGCAGUCCAUCCCUGCACAGUCCAGCUGACCCCAGCCACCUCUCCCCACCAGCCUCCUCCCCUAGGCCUUCUCGGGGUCACCGCCGCUCAGCCUCCUGUGGCUCCCCGCUGAAUGGGGGUGCAGAAGAGGCCUCCGGGGGAACUGGAUAUGGGGGAGGGGGAUCUGGGCCAGGGGCCUCUGAUUGCCGAAUCAUCCGAGUCCAGAUGGAGCUGGGGGAAGAUGGCAGUGUGUAUAAGAGUAUUUUGGUGACAAGCCAGGACAAGGCUCCAAGUGUCAUCAGUCGUGUCCUUAAGAAAAACAAUCGUGACUCUGCAGUGGCUUCAGAGUAUGAGCUGGUACAGCUGCUACCAGGGGAGCGAGACCUGACUAUCCCAGCUUCGGCUAACGUAUUCUACGCCAUGCGUGGAGCUUCACACGAUUUCCUCCUGCGGCAGCGGCGAAGGUCCUCUACUGCUACACCUGGCGUCACCAGUGGCCCGUCUGCCUCAGGAACUCUUCCGAGUGAGGGAGGAGGGGGCUCCUUUCCCAGGAUCAAGGCCACAGGGAGGAAGAUUGCACGGGCACUGUUCUGAGGAGGAAGCCCCGUUGGCUUACAGAAGUCAUGGUGUUCAUACCAGAUGUGGAUAGCCAUCCUGAAUGGUGGCAGUUAUAUCACAUUAAGACAGAAAUUCAGAAAGGUAGCCAGCCACCCUGGGGCAGUGAAGUGCCACUGGUUUACCAGACAGCUGAGAAAUCCAGCCCUGUGGGAACUGGUGUCUUGUAACCAAGUUGGAUACCUGUGUGUAGCUUCCCACCUUCCAUGAGUGCAGCACACAGGUAGUGCUGGCAAAACGCAUCAGUUUCUGAUUCUUGGCCAUAUCCUAACAUGCAGGGGCCAAGCAAAGGCCUCAAGGUUCUGAGCCCCAGGGCAGAGGAGAAUGGCAAAAAGUAGGUCCUCGCAGCUCUUCUUCCCACUCUGGGGGUUUCUAUCACUGUGACAACACUAAGAUAAUAAACCAAAACACUAUCUGAAUUCUA
Symphalangus syndactylus (siamang) is the source of this 3417-nucleotide messenger RNA. RefSeq names its product ral guanine nucleotide dissociation stimulator like 2 (gene RGL2). Gene Ontology annotation, cellular component: plasma membrane. Gene Ontology annotation, molecular function: guanyl-nucleotide exchange factor activity. Gene Ontology annotation, biological process: Ras protein signal transduction. The record is from RefSeq and is a predicted model, not a curated record. NCBI's taxonomy places the organism in Eukaryota, Metazoa, Chordata, Mammalia, Primates, Hylobatidae.